Molecule: messenger RNA, 993 nt
Organism: Cynara cardunculus var. scolymus (artichoke)
Lineage: Eukaryota; Viridiplantae; Streptophyta; Magnoliopsida; Asterales; Asteraceae
Product: ethylene-responsive transcription factor ERF071-like
Exons: 2
Coding region: 51-797 (248 amino acids)
Biological process (GO): regulation of DNA-templated transcription; ethylene-activated signaling pathway
Molecular function (GO): DNA binding; DNA-binding transcription factor activity
Source: RefSeq, a predicted model, not a curated record
CAAUUAUUAUAAUCUCUCCUUUCCUUCUUCAAUCAACUUCAACUCCGACCAUGUGUGGCGGUGCCAUUCUCGCCGAUCUCAUCCCUCGUUCCCGCCGGCUCAAUCCCACCGACGUCUGGCCCAACUCCAACAUCUACCCUAAACUCAACCCUUUCCAAUCGGAAUUUAACCAUUUUGUCAGAGAAAUCCCUCCUCGUAAACGAGCUCCUUCAUCUUCAGGUGGUGGGCAUGAAGAUAACAGGAGUGGUAAGAAAAGACAGAGGAAGAACUUGUACCGUGGAAUCAGACAGCGUCCAUGGGGGAAAUGGGCAGCUGAGAUUCGUGAUCCGAGGAAAGGCGUUAGGGUUUGGUUGGGUACUUUCAACACGGCUGAAGAAGCUGCCAGAGCUUACGAUAGAGAAGCUCGAAAAAUCAGAGGGAGAAAAGCCAAGGUUAAUUUCCCAAACGAAGGAGAUUCUUACGAUGAAAACAAUCAUCAACCCCAAACCCUGUUUCAUGGUGAUCUGAAGAAAAGUAGCGGAGUUCAUGAUGAUUCUUCUGUGAGUUUUUCAAUGGGUUCCGAGAACGAGUUUCUUCCGGCAAUGGUGGAAGAAAAAAUGACGAAGACGAAAGCGGAGGCGGAACUUGAAGAGAACGAGGUGCAGAAGCUGUCGGAGGAACUCAUGGCGUACGAAUCAUACAUGAAAUUCUACGAGAUCCCGUAUCUCGAAGGGCAGGCCGUGGAGGCUCCAGCAAAUCCAGACGGCGUUGUUGGCGGUGGUUCGAUUGAGCUUUGGAGUUUCGAUGACGUGUUGUAAACAAAGAAACGUCAUCGUUUCGUGUCUAAAAGAUAGUCAAGUGGUUUUGUUUUAGGGGCUAAUUUUAUUUUCUGGAUAAUUUUGUGUUUAUUUUCCCCUGAAAAAAUGAAUUUGUAAUGUUUAAUGGCAUAACUUUUUGCCCCACAAAAUUAUAUUGCAUUCAUAUGUUUCCAAAUUAAUUGAUUUUUUCCUAUUC